CUGAUGAGGUAACAUGUCACGUGGAAAGGGGUUUUUGGAGGGGGAUGACGACACUGCAUUUCUAUUGCAUAUUCAAGGAACUCGCCGGCCAAGGUUUCUUGUUUCCUAAACGCUUUUUUGUUGCUUUUAUUUCUUAGGAGCCCGAGGAGAGCACUACGUCGCCUGCCAUGCCUAGCCGCCCGCUGCCACAGCCCAGUACCAACCCGUUUACCGGCAGACCUGCUCUGCCGCAACUGCCCAAGGUGCCGCCAGCUCCGUCGGCCGCAGUUCCGCCGCCGCCACCAGCUGGAGCUGCACCCCCCAUGCUCGGCGUGUCUCUUUCCAUGCAGCCGCUUCCCGCUGGAGGUAUCCCUCUGGGCGCUCCGCCUGUCCUGCCGGUGCGCCGCCCAUCUGCAUCGUCAGUGGCCAGUGGCACCUCAAGUGUCCGUGAGGGAUCAGUGCCGCUGCCGCCGCUGCCGCAGGUGCAGCAGGUGCCCAAGACUGUCGAUGAAGAGGGAGCUUCGGAUGAGGGGGAUGACGCAGACAAGCCCCAGAAGGAGGAUGAGGCGGGUUCAGAAAAGGACGACCAGGAGGAGGGGGCGGAUGAGGGUGGCAAGGAUGCGGAGAGCACCGCGCCGGCCAGCAAGCCGCGCGGGGACCCGAAGCUGGCCAAGAUCAUCGAGGACUACGAGGCGACAUCGAACGAGGAACUGAAUCUGAUUUCCGGUGAUGUAGUCACAAUCAUCCAUCGAGGCACAGACGGCGAGCCGCGGUGGAAGGGCGAGUACCACGGCAAAAAGGGGUAUUUCCCAAGCCACGUGGUCGAGGCGAUUGAGGAGUCAGCGGGGCUGGACGAGGAAGGCAAUGAGGACGAGUCUGCCGAGGGCGCUGAGGGCAAGCCCAAGGGAUUCAAGCUGGCAGCGUACGGUGUGCAGCAGGGCGGCCUGGGCGCGAUCUUUGCCGGCGGCGGCAUGCCGAUGCUGCGCAAGUCGGCGCCGUCUUCGAAGAAAGAGACAGAGGCUGAGGAGUCAGAGGAUGCGCCGGUGCCGGCUGCUGCGCCUGUGAUGCAUAAGCUGCGCAGUGUCAGGCGCCCGCCACUCAAGGAGGAGGUCAAGGAGGAGGUGCCGAACUUUUUGGCCCAGCUGAACCGUGUACCGCGCAAGAGCUCCCCGUCAAACAAGGAGGAGGAGGAGCCCGUGGCAGCUCCGGCUCCAGCUCCAGCGUUGCCCCGCAAGACGCUAUCACGCAGUAGUACUUUCGAAGAGCCUCCUGUUGAAGCGCCUGCUGUGGAGGAGCCUGUUGCUGAAGAGCCUGAGCAGGAAGCUCCAAAAGAGUCGGCUAAGGAGUCAGCUAAGGAACCGGCCAAGGAGUCGCCAAAGGAGUCGCCAAAGGAGUCGCCUGCUCCAGCAGAUGCCCCUGAGCCCGCUGUCGAGGAGCAGCAUGAGGAUGAGGAGGAAGAGGACCAGGAUGACGACGAGGAGAUCGCGUCCCAGCCCGAGGAGAAGAAGGAGCCGGUGGAGAAGCCUGCCACUGAGGAACCCGAAGCGCAAGAGGGGGAGGAAGAGGAGACGCAGACACAGGACCGCGAUCUGGACACUGAGGUCACGCCUGAUCUCAGCGAGUCGAGCGAGCCAGCCGAGCAGGCGUCGCCGGAGCCCAAGCAGGCAACACUGGAGCCAAUCAAGGCACCCUCGCUACCGCACGUGAAGCGACUAGUGCGGCGGGCGCCGCGGCAGAAGCCAACCUCGGAGGGCCUGAAGAAGCAGGUGGAGGAGGAUUCGCAGUCAAAGGCCCUGCAGAGCGCAUUGGAGAAGGACAAGGAUGCGCCGGUGGAGGAGCCGCCAGUGCGGGCGGUGCCGCCGCCGGUGGCCGAGAAGCCCAAGGGCCUGGGCGGGCGCAGUCAUUUUGGCGGCCCGCAGUUGCCUACUGGCGGGUUCAAGGCCACAGGCCGCGUGGGCUCUGCGAUGGCUGAGCGGCUGGCAGCCCUGCAGGCGCGUGCCAGCGGCGCUGUCAGCGACGAGCCGGAGGAACAGCGGGCGCCCAGUGAGGCCCGCCGGUCGUUUUCGCCGCCGCAGCCACGCGCAGCAGCACCAGUGGUGACGCAUGCGGAGCCGUCGGGCGAGUGGCAGCGGCAGGUCGAGGAGGAGCAGCGGAAGAUGCGCCAGGAGGCCGAGAUAGUGGCCGGGCGCCUCCGUGGCACCGAGCAGGAGCUGACAGCGAGCAAGCAGACAGUUGCCAGGCUCGAGCGUGCGUUGGAGGCGAUGACGCAGAACCUCAAUAAGGUGCAGGAGGAGGCGGCCCAGGCACGCCAGGCCCUGGCAAGACUCGAGACCAGCCAGGUGUCGAAGGAGGACGUCGCGAUGCUGUUGAAGCGCGAGCUGCAGGCGGCGGUAGAGCCGCUGUGCAAGCAGACGCAGGAGCUGCGCGACGACAACAGCAAGUUACGCGACGAGAUCAAGGGCCUCAAGACGUACAUUGACGAGCUGGUUGUCGAGGAGGAGUAAGAGGCCCUCUUGAGGGUUCAUUUUUUUCAUUCCAGUUUUCUUUUAUUUGAUUCCAAACAUGCUUCUGUUCUAACUGUCCCGCGCUCGCAAUGCGAGCUCACCUCAAUCC
Linderina pennispora is the source of this 2592-nucleotide messenger RNA. RefSeq lists its product as uncharacterized. Bases 168 to 2483 code for a protein of 771 amino acids. The record is from RefSeq and is a predicted model, not a curated record. Gene Ontology annotation, biological process: plasma membrane tubulation; endocytosis; endosomal transport. Lineage: Eukaryota; Fungi; Kickxellomycota; Kickxellomycetes; Kickxellales; Kickxellaceae. Gene Ontology annotation, molecular function: phosphatidylinositol binding; protein binding. Gene Ontology annotation, cellular component: plasma membrane; cytoplasmic vesicle. The transcript has a single exon.